AGAAAAGCUCAUUUGUCUCUAUUUCCAUUUCGGCCUAAUGUUUUUUAAGUUUUACAGUGCAACACGCUGAUCAAGUUAAGCCACUUGCAACUCUGCAUAUGGAUGAUUUUCUAAUUCACUUUAAUCGAAACGGACAGGUGUAAUUUUAAAAAUGUACUAAAAUCCAUGAAAACACAGGUGUGCUAACACGUCAAGAAGUGGCAAAUCAAAUCAAAAUCAAUCAGUUUCCAAAGAUGACUGAACCGAUCAAACAAGCUGGAUCCAUUGAGAAGUACUUAGAAGAAACAAUUUUCGAGUACUUGCGAGGCCAAACCGAAGUGGCUGAAACCUAUGCUUAUGAUUUUAACAAAAAGCAACAAACGACCGCUGAAGACCCGCAAAAAAUCUUAUGUCUUAUCGAAGACUUGUUAAAUGACCUGCUAGAUGAUGUCGAUAGAACGGUUUUAUACGAAGCAGAGUAUCAGAAAGCGUAUAAAUCCCAUCACCAAUACGCCUUAUUUGAACUGGCAGAUAUUAUUCCCGGAUUUUCUCUUGAUAACACUCUAAUAAGGCAACUGUGCUUCCGGGAAACUCUCCUCAUAAGCAACGUGGAUCAACAACAAGCGCAACAGAAGGGCAACGGGAUUAAACCACAAGGUGUCGGAGGAAUGUGCCUGAAAGUGGAACUAGUGAGAGGAAUGCCACCUAAGCAGAAACUGAGUGAAGAAGACAGCGACAAGACUAUUGUGGAAAAACUCAAGGAAAUCAAAGAAGAACUAGCGCGGUCUAAAACGGUUAUUGGCGCCAGCCCUCAAGAAGAAACUGAAUCGGAAAAGCUGAGAAAGUAUGAAGAAUUCCUGCAGGAGCAGAUGUUUAAAACGCCCCACAAGUUCGUCGUGCAUUUAUCAACAGAAUUCAACGUCGAUGGACAGAACGCGGGUUCUAGGGUAAUUUCUUGGGUCGACAAAGAUUUGCACACCCUCGAAGAAAGGCGCACAGAAUACUUAUUUCGAGAAGAUAUUUCUUCCACAAAACAAGUCCUGUACUACGCACUUCAGGACAGCAAAUACUUUGUGAAACACCAGCAAAAUACCAAUGAAACGACCGAAACUAGAAAGUAUUAUCCUUUGAGUAAAACGAAAGAUAUGAUUGGGGAAGGUGCCAACUUUAUCCUCAUGAGAUACUUGGCGAUUACAAAGUAUACGGGCUCAUUUGAGAUGUCGACGAUUUAUAUUAAUGGGGACAUGUGCAGGAAUAUUUAUGAUUGCAAAGGACCCAAGCCGGGCAUUGUCAAUGGACACAAGAUAGACUUAUGUAAAAUAUACCGCACCAUUAUAGAAGAAUGUGGCAUUAUUCAUUUAUCAGUUACGGUUUUAACCGUCUACGGCAUGAUUGUUAGUCAGGAAUGGGAAGGAUGCCCGUAUAUUAUUCACAUAAAUCCGCUUUUUGUUACCAAAGGAAAGCCAGUGCCUUAUGAUUGCGUAGCGCUGAAAAAGGUGUGGGAAACCAACAUGGAAAUGGUAUCCAAAUAUCUCGAUUGCAAGGUAGAAGCAGAGUUCAAAAUGAAAACCUACCUAAAAGACCACCCGGAAAUUCAAGAUAUGCUGUCUGACUACCUAAACAGUGUGCUGCUGUUGAAGCCGGAAAACGUUAUGCCAUUCACUGUGGACUAUUUCAUGAACUUUGAGCCAUACAGUUUGCCCGAGCUGCCCUAUUUCGACGACUUCGACGAGAACAAAGUAACAAAUGAAAGCGAAAUGUUCUGGUAGUUGCGGGCAAAAUCUCCAAAUAAAACAUUCAACAUACCUUUUCAAA
Molecule: messenger RNA, 1794 nt
Organism: Dendroctonus ponderosae (mountain pine beetle)
Lineage: Eukaryota; Metazoa; Arthropoda; Insecta; Coleoptera; Curculionidae
Product: ciliogenesis-associated TTC17-interacting protein
Exons: 8
Coding region: 234-1748 (504 amino acids)
Source: RefSeq, a predicted model, not a curated record